AUGCCUCCUCCGCUCCCCUCCUCCCACCGGGGAAUGACCAAGAACCCCGUCAAGCCUGCUCGCUAUCGCCCUGGAAAGCCUAUCGCAGAGGAGCCCUCGUCUGAGGAAGAGGAUGAGGAGGAGAACCCCGAAGAGGAACGGGAGGCGCGUCGAGAACAAGAGCGGCGCAGACGAGCCGAGGCACUGCGCCGAGCAAAAGCGCCCAAAGCAAGCUCAUUCCCGGCUGCUGCUGCUGCUGCUGCUGCUGCUUCUCAAAAGGCUGAAGAGGAUGAUGACGAGGAGGGGUUCGUCACUGAAGAAGAAGAUGACAAGCGCACACCCGCACCCGCGCCAAAAGCAGUACCGCAUCCUACGACCGACGAAUUAAAACCUCCUGUGUCUAUAACUGCCGCGAAGAGCGACGAAGAAAACGAAGAAGAGGAAUCGGAAGAGGAAGAAAGCUCCGAAGAAGAGAGCAGUUCCGAAGACGAGGCACCCCGCCGCAUGCUCAUCCGACCAACAUUCAUCAAAAAGGAUAACCGCAACACAGCAGCCUCAUUGGCUGGGAAGACACAAGCACAAGCAGACGCCGAACGAGCGGCCGAAGCCGAAGCCCAGCGUGCCGCGCAACGCCAGGAAAAAGCAGACCAACUAAUCCGCGACCAACUGGAGAAAGAAGCGAUAGCACGCUCAACCGCGAAUCGCGCCUGGGACUACGACGAGCUCGUCGAGGCCGAGGACGAAGAAGCUAUCGACGACACAGACGGCCUGGACCCGGAAGCCGAGCGGGCAGCAUGGACACUGCGAGAACUGAAGCGGGUUCAACGAUCCCGGGAAGCAAUCGAAGCAAGCGAGAAAGAGCGCGAAGAGAUUGAACGUCGCCGGAACCUUACAGCCGAGGAGCGAGAGCGCGAAGAUAGCGAGUUCAUCACGCAGCAGAAGGAGGACCGCGAUGCGACGCGCGGACAGACGGGCUUUAUGCAGCGGUAUUUCCACAAGGGUGCUUUCUUCCGUGGGGAUCUUGAGGCGCAGGGCUUGGAUCGUCGCGAGCUUAUGGGUGCGCGCUUCGAGGAUGAUGUCAAUCGCGAUACGUUGCCGCAGUACAUGCAGGUGCGCGACAUGACAAAGCUUGGAAAGAAGGGCCGCACGCGUUACAGGGAUCUCAAGUCGGAGGAUACGGGGAGGUUUGGGGAUGGGCUGGAGAAUAGGAGGAGGAGGGAUGGGCCGCCUGGGGGUGUUACGGAUGAGAGGUUUAUGCCUGAUCGGUGGGGUGGUGGUGAUGAUGGGGACCGUGGACCGACGGGGGCGAAUGCUAGUGUUGUUCGGCCUCGGCGCAGAUCCAAGUCGCGUUCGCCUCGGCGGGACAAGCGUGAUGAUAGAGACUCCGGUCGGUUUGAGCGGAGUCGAUCCAGGGAGAGGCGAAAGCGAAGUCUGUCGCCUUAUGAUGACCGCGAGAAACGUCGGCGGGUGGACAGUUCCUGA
This is a messenger RNA of Penicillium digitatum Pd1, 1461 nucleotides long. Its product is annotated as microfibrillar-associated 1 family protein. Gene Ontology annotation, molecular function: RNA binding. Gene Ontology annotation, cellular component: U2-type spliceosomal complex. Gene Ontology annotation, biological process: mRNA splicing, via spliceosome. NCBI's taxonomy places the organism in Eukaryota, Fungi, Ascomycota, Eurotiomycetes, Eurotiales, Aspergillaceae. The record is from RefSeq and is a predicted model, not a curated record.